UGGACCUGGUAGUCAGCUGGAGAGCAGCAUGGAGGCGUCCUGGGGGAGCUUCAACGCUGAGCGGGGCUGGUAUGUCUCUGUCCAGCAGCCUGAAGAAGCGGAGGCCGAAGAGUUGAGUCCGUUGCUAAGCAACGAACUUCACAGACAGCGAUCCCCAGGUGUUUCAUUUGGUUUAUCAGUGUUUAAUUUGAUGAAUGCCAUCAUGGGAAGUGGCAUCCUUGGCUUAGCUUAUGUUAUGGCUAAUACCGGUGUCUUUGGAUUUAGCUUCUUGCUGCUGACAGUUGCUCUCCUGGCUUCUUACUCAGUCCAUCUUCUGCUUAGUAUGUGUAUUCAGACAGCUGUAACAUCUUAUGAAGAUCUUGGACUCUUUGCAUUUGGAUUACCUGGAAAGUUGGUGGUGGCAGGCACCAUAAUAAUUCAGAAUAUUGGAGCUAUGUCAUCUUAUCUUUUAAUUAUUAAAACAGAGCUUCCUGCUGCUAUUGCAGAAUUUUUGACUGGAGACUAUAGUAGAUAUUGGUAUCUUGAUGGACAAACACUACUAAUAAUCAUAUGUGUUGGCAUUGUGUUCCCUCUUGCACUUCUUCCCAAAAUAGGCUUUCUUGGCUACACAAGUAGUUUAUCAUUUUUCUUUAUGAUGUUCUUUGCUCUUGUGGUAAUAAUUAAAAAAUGGUCCAUCCCUUGUCCUCUGACAUUAAAUUAUGUAGAGAAAGGCUUCCAGAUUUCAAAUGUUACAGAUGAUUGUAAGCCAAAGCUCUUUCAUUUCUCCAAAGAGAGUGCUUAUGCCUUACCAACCAUGGCUUUUUCAUUUCUCUGCCAUACCUCAAUAUUGCCCAUAUACUGUGAACUUCAAAGUCCUUCAAAGAAAAGAAUGCAGAAUGUUACCAAUACAGCAAUUGCUUUAAGUUUUCUCAUUUAUUUUAUAUCUGCACUCUUUGGGUACCUCACUUUUUAUGACAAAGUGGAGUCAGAAUUACUAAAAGGUUAUAGUAAAUACUUAUCACAUGAUGUUGUUGUCAUGACUGUGAAGUUAUGCAUACUAUUUGCUGUGCUUUUGACAGUCCCUCUAAUCCACUUCCCUGCCAGAAAAGCUGUAACAAUGAUGUUUUUCUCCAAUUUUCCAUUCUCAUGGAUUCGCCAUUUUUUGAUCACUCUAGCACUCAAUAUUAUCAUCGUUUUACUUGCAAUAUAUGUUCCUGACAUUAGAAAUGUAUUUGGUGUAGUUGGUGCCAGUACAUCAACAUGUUUGAUUUUUAUAUUCCCAGGACUAUUUUAUCUUAAACUUAGCAGAGAGGAUUUUCUCUCAUGGAAAAAGUUUGGGGGUCUCAUUCUGUCGCACAGGUUGGCGUGCAGUGGUGUGAUCUCAGCUCACUGCAACCUCUGCCUCCUGGACUCAAGCAAUCCUCCCACCUCAGCCUCCAGAGUAGCUGGGACUACAGGAAGAGAUACCAUGGAGAUGUGCACCCAGAGGAAAGGCCACGUAAGGACACAGCAAGAAGGCAACUGUUUACAAGCCAAGGGAAGAGGCCUCAGGAGAACCAAACCUGUCCACACCUUGAUCUUGCACUUCCCAACCUCCAGAACUGUGAGCAAAUAAAUGAUGUUGUUUAAACCA
Messenger RNA from Pan troglodytes (chimpanzee), 1612 nucleotides. It is a transcript of the gene SLC38A6, whose product is annotated as solute carrier family 38 member 6. Gene Ontology annotation, cellular component: plasma membrane. Bases 29 to 1594 code for a protein of 521 amino acids. Gene Ontology annotation, biological process: amino acid transmembrane transport; L-glutamine transport. The transcript is spliced from 17 exons. Lineage: Eukaryota; Metazoa; Chordata; Mammalia; Primates; Hominidae. Gene Ontology annotation, molecular function: L-glutamine transmembrane transporter activity. The record is from RefSeq and is a predicted model, not a curated record.